CAAGCAAAGGGAAGGGGCAGAAAGAGAGGAUAGAGAGAAUUCCAAGCAGGUUCCGCACUGUCAGCACAGAGCCCGACAUGGGGCUCGAUCUCACGAACCAUGAGAUCAUGACCUGAGCCAAAAUCAAGUUGGAUACUUAACUGACUGAGCCACCCAGGCGCCCCCCUACCAUGAGUUUUCUUAGGAACAUAUACUCUAUUAUCUCCUGCACUCUUAUACUAUUUCCUAUUCAGUCAGAAAUUAUAAAAACAGAUCCCAAAACAGUGUUCACCUGAGGAUUAAGUUCUGUGUGCCCCUAAGAGAUGGUGCUAAAUGAUUAACUCCAAAUCCUCCUUAUUCUUGCAUUUAAGAAUAAACCUGAAAACUUAAGAAGUCUGAAUUUUAAGCAAUAUUAAGGAAACAUUUAAACAUUGUGUUUGUUUGUUUUUUAUUGAGAGGGCUUUAUAGGAAGCAAAGUUGUCUAGGAUAGGGGUCCCCAGUCAUAACAACCUUCAGAAGGUUAUCAAAUUAGCUUCCUGUUUUGAACUGGUAUCUUCCCCUUUUCCACUGACACUAGAAAUAUUCUCCUGAUUUUAGUUCUUAGAGUUCUCUGCCACCUCUGCUCAUCCUCAGAAUUGAGUUUGCAUGCCCUGGGCAUCUAAUAAAUGCUUGUUCAUGAGACCAGGAAGUUGAUGGUGGUCCAAAUGGAUUAUAGUGUUUCCAGUCCCAACAUUUAUAGAUAAUAUCUGUUGUGUCCCUGCCUUUGGGAAGAGAAGCUAACAUCUCCCCAGGGUUCCCACAGAUUUCCUACUGGGUACACCCUUAUUGGUCCUGUGUCAUCAUUUUCUGUAGGCAGAGUACAGGCAUCUUUCUCAAUGUAAAAAAAAAAAAAAAUCAGAAGGUCACUAUUUAUGACAUCCCAAUUAUUUCCACUUUUACUUGUCCCUAACCUUGGUUUUCUCCACACUUCUCUAGCUGAAGUGUAUAUGCUAUGUGUGGUCAGAUCUUUCUAUCUAUAUGCUGUCAAUCAUGGGCCAUUCUUGUUUCUACUUGAUUAGCUACAUUUUGUUGCCUCCUCCACAUUGGAAAACUGUUCAUAAUAAAACCAGCAAACAUUUACUAAGCAUUUACUUUGUGCACUGAGUACAAAUAUGAUCUUUAUCAUUUCAUAUGCACAAUAAUCUCAGGUACUCCAUCCCUGUUUUGCAGAUGAGGAAAUAGAGGCACAGGAAGAUACUUUAUUUCAUCUGUAAAACCUUUCCAUUAUACUUCUGUGAGGAGCAAAUACAUCCUAGAGCUUUGUCAUAAAUAAGGCUUAGUGUAAACGUUUCACUCUUGCCUGCUUUAUAACAAGACUCAAUGAAUGUUUUUUGAGGGGUGAAUAAAUAAAUGUUAUUACCUAGUGCAUCAUGUUUUCUAUAGGUAGAAUCCCCAGAACAAUGUAAGGUGUGAAUACACGAAGCACUGUGUCUGUAAGUCAGUAGUCACCCCCACCAAUAUAUUCUUGUUUCUUUCUUUUUCCUUCCCCUUUCCUCUGGAUUCCAGAAUCAAGAUGAUUGUCUGAUUGAAUAUCUUUAAAAGGUCGUGAUGAAUUAUUCUGUAAUAUUUGAAAUGUUAUACUCAGAAAGGUCAUGCUUUAUUUUUUGGUAAGAAGUACCACAUAGAUUUGUUUCUCCUGGGCACCAUUUCUUUUUUCAAAGAAAAGAUGGCAAGAGAUUUAGAGCAGGGUGCCCUCUUGAGGAAGUUUUAGCACCUUACUUCUCAAAAGCUGGCACUGGAUGACAUGAGAAAGCCAGAUGAAUGAUGCUCAAAUAAACAAAACAUUAAAAAGGAAGAGUAACCAAAUACCAGACAUCUGAGAAUUAAGAUUCUUAACUGUUAUGAUCUAGUAUAGCAACAUUAAGAAUUUGUAAACAAAAAGAGAAACCUCUGGAAGGUAUUUUUUUAAUUAAUUAAUUAAUUUUUUAAUUUACAUCCAAGUUAGUUAGCAUAUAGUGCAAUAAUGAUUUCAGCAGUAGAUUCCAGUGAUUCAUCACCUAGGUAUAACACCCAGUACUCAUCCCAACAAGUGUCUUCCUUAAUGCCCCUCACCCAUUUAGCCCAUCCCCCCACCCACUUUAUUUCCUCUCAUUUACUCAGUCCUUCAAGUAAUCACCUAUGUUGUGCCAGCAGCUAGCCAAACACCGUGCCCAGUAAAACACAGUCUCUGCCUUCAUGAGGCUUACAGCUCGUGAAGGAGAUCACAGGGAAGGGAAAUAAACAAAUAUAAGUAACUAAAAACUUAGCAAAGUACUAUGAAGGAAAUGGAAAGGUACUAGAAUGAAGCACAACAAAAUAAGUUCCAUUAGGGUGGUCAAGGAAAGCCUCUCUGAGAGGAAAUAAUUGAGCUGAGUCACUUUGCUUUUUGGUCCAUUCCAAGUCUGCCCAUCUAAUAUAGACAGCCUGAUGGACACUUUUUUAGCCUCUGAUUCUUAUCUGUGGCCCAGCCCUUGAGCUGAGUUGACUCCUGUCUCUGUCCCUGUGGGUAUGAGCAGGGAACCAUCAUCCUUCUGCACCUCAUUGUCUCCCUAGCUGGUCCCUUUGCCUUAGAGCCUCACAUUCAUCACAAUGGGGGGAGGGGCUGCUUAACUCAUAAAUAUUUUCUUACUAAUACUCAUAGCCACUCACGGUAGAAUAUCAAUACAUUAUAAUGCUAAAAAAACCACAUUUCCAACAAUAUUAAGGAUGUAGAGGAUCUCAGAAGAUGAAAAGGACAGAUAACCCUGACUGCCAUUCUGCUUUGAAUAGGGAGAGAUAAACAGGCAUGAAGCAGGCAGAGAACUUGACUAUGUCGUACAGUUUCGUUAUAUUGACUUUCAAAUAUCUGUGGUACCAAGCAAACUGAAGGCUCCAACCAGAAUUGGAAAUAUGGAACUAUAUCUCAGGAAGGAGCUCCAAAGAACAAUUUUUUGAGGGUUUUGUUUGGUUUCAAAGCUACCAUAUUACACACACACACAGUUGACCUGGAUCCCCACCAGUGGAUUGCUCUAACCCCUGUAGCUAAGCUGCUUUCUCUGAAUGGGUUGAUUCUACCAGAUUGGAGGGUUUAACUGCUGUGGAGAGUACUGCCUGCAAGUGGAUGGCCUCCAGUGACUUCUAGGUUGGUGUUUAGGUGACCAGAUGCGUCUGGGACCCAAACUCCGAACAAGAUUCAUCUCUCUCAGUUGUACCUCUACGUAACUCUGCAAGAAAACUAACCACCUACUUUAUACUUUAGUAACCUGAUGACCGUGAACAAAAUGUUCAACCACUGUGAAUCUCACCUCCCUCACCUGUAAAUUGGGAUUUUAAAUCUCUGAUCAUUUCGCAAGGGAAAUUAUCGUUUCAUGAAACUCUUACUUACACGCAGAGCAAACUGGAUGCAAAAGGAUCUGGAAGAGAUGACCCCUUUGCACUUGACCACUCGGCACAAGAGCCCCAAGUGUUUGGCGCUUCUGCUGAAGUUUAUGGCACCAGGAGAAGUGGAUACACAGGAUAAAAACAAGCAAACGGCUCUGCAUUGGAGUGCCUAUUACAAUAACCCGGAGCACGUGAAGCUGCUCAUCAAGCACGAUUCCAACAUCGGGAUCCCUGACGUCGAAGGCAAGAUCCCACUUCACUGGGCAGCUAACCACAAAGAUCCCAGUGCUGUUCAUACGGUGCGAUGCAUCCUGGACGCUGCUCCCACGGAGUCCUUACUGAACUGGCAAGACUACGAGGGUCGGACACCUCUUCACUUUGCGGUCGCUGAUGGGAAUGUGACAGUGGUUGAUGUCUUGACCUCAUAUGAAAGCUGCAAUAUAACGUCUUACGACAACUUAUUUCGAACCCCACUUCACUGGGCAGCUUUGCUAGGCCAUGCACAGAUUGUCCAUCUCCUUUUAGAAAGAAAUAAAUCUGGAACCAUCCCAUCCGACAGCCAAGGAGCAACACCCUUGCACUAUGCAGCUCAGAGUAACUUUGCCGAAACAGUUAAAGUAUUUUUAAAACAUCCUUCAGUGAAAGAUGAUUCAGACCUGGAAGGAAGAACAUCCUUUAUGUGGGCUGCUGGAAAAGGCAGUGAUGAUGUCCUUAGGACUAUGCUGAGUUUAAAAUCUGACAUUGAUAUUAACAUGGCAGACAAAUACGGAGGUACAGCAUUACAUGCCGCGGCCCUUUCUGGCCACGUCAGCACCGUGAAGUUAUUGUUGGAAAAUAACGCUCAAGUAGAUGCCACUGAUGUCAUGAAGCACACUCCACUUUUCCGAGCCUGUGAGAUGGGACACAAAGAUGUGAUCCAGACACUUAUUAAAGGUGGAGCAAGGGUAGAUCUAGUGGAUCAAGAUGGACACUCUCUCCUACAUUGGGCAGCACUGGGAGGAAAUGCUGAUGUUUGCCAGAUCUUGAUAGAAAAUAAGAUCAAUCCAAAUGUGCAAGAUUACGCGGGAAGAACCCCUCUGCAGUGCGCUGCCUAUGGCGGCUACAUCAACUGCAUGGCAGUGCUCAUGGAAAACAAUGCAGACCCUAACAUUCAAGACAAAGAGGGAAGAACAGCUUUGCACUGGUCCUGUAACAACGGAUAUCUUGAUGCCAUUAAAUUACUGUUAGACUUUGCUGCUUUUCCUAAUCAGAUGGAAAAUAAUGAAGAAAGGUACACUCCCCUUGACUAUGCCUUGCUUGGUGAGCGCCAUGAAGUGAUCCAGUUCAUGUUGGAGCACGGCGCCCUGUCCAUCGCAGCCAUACAAGACAUCGCUGCCUUCAAAAUCCAGGCGGUCUACAAAGGGUACAAGGUCAGAAAAGCUUUUCGAGAUCGGAAAAAUCUCCUCAUGAAGCACGAACAGUUGAGAAAAGAUGCUGCUGCCAAGAAGCGAGAGGAAGAAAACAAACGAAGAGAGGCAGAACAGCAGAAGGGAAGGCUGAGCCCAGAUUCCUGCAGAUCCCAAGCCCCUCCCUGUGUGCCCAGCACCCAGGCUGAGCCCCACAGGCAGAGCUGGACCCCCAGCAAACAGCAUCCCACCAGCAGCGCAGCCCAGGACCCUGAGGGGAGAGGCUGUCGAGGAUCUCCAGGCAGAGCCCCCCAGAGGGAGGCUGGGAACAGCCCCCCAGAUGUGCAGGGAACAGACCCCAGAAAGCCAAAUGAAUCAUCCAGAGAACACUCUAAAGGCCGAUCUGCCUGUGUCCACUUCAGCCCCAGUAAAGGCAAGGAUGGAAACAGGCAUCCGGGAGUCUCCUCUGUUGAGAAGUCCAGAGGUGAGACAGUUGGUGAGCGGCGGUGUGACAAGGGGAAAGGCUUCUUGAAGCAGCCCUCCUGUAUCAGGGCGGCUGGGCCUGAUGAGGAAGGAGAGGACCCCGGUUGGGCAGCUGCAAGCCUUCCACAGCAGGAUGGCCACCGGAAGCCCGGCAGGCGGCAGGACCCAGCACCCAAGGCCAGGUGUGCUUCCCAAAAAAGGCGCAUUCAAGAGCUCAGAGGAGGAAGGGGCUCCCCGGCUGGUUCUAGCCGGCCUGGCAGUGCCAAGGGGGAGGUGGUCCACGCUGGGCAGCAUCCUCUCCACCAUCGGACACCAAGAAACAAAGUGACACAGGACAAGCUCACAGGAGGGAUCUACUCAGAUUUGCCACAGAGCACAGAGGUGUUGAGGUCGGGAGUCAGGAAGCUGGGAACAUCUGCCCUGUCUGAGGACACCCAGCUAUCCAAGGAGACUGAUCCAGCACCUGGUCCCCUCUCUGGGCAGAGUGUCAAUAUUGACCUUCUCCCCGUAGAACUGCGGCUGCAGAUAAUCCAGAGAGAAAGGAGCAGGAAAGAGCUGUUUCGCAAGAAGAACAAGGCGGCUGCGGUCAUCCAGCGGGCCUGGAGAAGCUACCAGCUUAGGAAGCACCUGUCCCACCUUCUGCACAUGAAGCAGCUUGGAACCAGAGAUGUGGACAGAUGGAACCGAGAGUGCCUGGCAUUGCUGCUCCAAGUUUGGAGGAAAGAACUGGAACUCACCCCCCCAAAGACCACUGCAGUAAGCAGGACCACGAAGAGUCCAUCCAAGGGCAGCUCAGGCACAAAGUCCACCAGACACUUGGUACUCAAGCAAAUCUACGGUUGUUCUCAAGAAGGGAAAGUUCCUCAUCCCACAAGAUCUUCCAAAGCCCAUCCUGUGCUGCGUCUCAAUUCAGUGAGCAACUUGCAGUGUAUACACCUCCUUGAGAAUAGUGGAAGAUCAAAGAAUUUUUCUUAUAACCUGCAAUCAGCUACUCAAUCAAAAACCAAAACAAAGCUUCGACCACGUGUGGAGGAAGACCGUGUCCGGGGGAACUGGACUAGCUAGUGCAGAGUUCUAAUUCUCUGCUGAUUAACUUUUCCAUCUUGAGAAAAGUUUAAUAUUCAUGCCUCAAGCCUUAUUAGCCUGAAAACAUGGUAACAACUGAAUGACAAUGUCAGGAUGUUUUCUUUCUGCUCUUAUACAGCACUGUUAGCCUGUGCUACAACCACCACAGUAGACUAUACCCGUGCAAAACUUCCUAGCUGUCUGCCCUCCCUUCAGUCAGUACAGCUAUAAAGUAGAACACAUAAUUAACAGUAACGUCUAAGCCAAACUAAGAACAUGAGCACUAACAUGAGAUUUCUGCCAGCCAGCUGAUGCAAGCCUGGUUUUUUGGCUCCAGGGAAGAACCUACAUGAGAGGGGGAAGAGCCUGUCCUAUAGCAGCCAUUUUUAUCAGUUGGACCAGACCAUUCAUGCAUAACCUACCAAUUCACUUGUAUUUUCUGCCUGACCUAUAGGUGAGCAAGCUUGUCAAAAUGCCAUUCCUAUUGGCAGGGAAAACUGCUAAACCUACAUACAUUCAAGCUAGAAGAACACCUGGCAUAAAUUUCAGUGGUUAUAGGCUUUUUCACAUUUUUAAAAAAGUCUUAUUUAUAUUUGGGGUGCCUGGGUGGCUCAGUCGAUUAAGCAUCCAACUUCAGCUCAGGUCAUGAACUCAUGGUUCAUGGGUUCGAGCCCCCUGUUCUGACAGCUCAGAGCCUGGAGCCUGCUUUGAAUUCUGUGUCUCCCUCUCUUUGUUCCUCCCCUUUGGAUUCUCUCUCUUCUCAAAAAUAAAAAAAAAAUUGUUUUUGAGAGAGAGCGUAAGCAAGGAAAGGGGUGGGAGUGGAGUGGGAGGAAGGGACAGAGGAUUGGAAGCAGGCUCUGCGCAGACAGCAAGCUUGAUUCGGGGCUCAACCUCACAAGCUCCAAGAUCAUGACCUUAGCCGAAGUCGGAUACUCAACCAACUGAGCCACCCAAGUGCCCCAGUUUUUUCACAUUUUUAAGAGCAAAGCUACCAUAGGAAUGUAGACAGAAGGCAUAAACAGUGGCAUGUUAGGCCCAAAUAUUUGUAGCAGGAGCAUUUCCAUUUUCUUAAGAUUAUUGCCACCCGUCCUGACAGGUAGAGAUAAGCAGCAAUAAAGUGUUAGUUACCUUGAUUUUUGUUACAAUUUGCUAAUUAUUUCGUAAUUAUGAAAAUAGUUAAUCCUUGAACAACCAGGUUUGUGUGGGUCCUCUUAACAUGGAUUUUUUUCCAAUAAAUUAGUAUAUAGUAUCAAUAAAUAUA
Acinonyx jubatus (cheetah) is the source of this 7551-nucleotide messenger RNA. RefSeq names its product inversin (gene INVS). Gene Ontology annotation, biological process: protein localization to ciliary inversin compartment. The record is from RefSeq and is a predicted model, not a curated record. NCBI's taxonomy places the organism in Eukaryota, Metazoa, Chordata, Mammalia, Carnivora, Felidae. The transcript is spliced from 15 exons. Gene Ontology annotation, cellular component: cytoplasm; nucleus; ciliary inversin compartment. Gene Ontology annotation, molecular function: protein binding. Bases 3345 to 6290 code for a protein of 981 amino acids.